AUGGGUCAUAACCCUGGUGUUCUCGAUGAGAUCGAUCUUAAUACGCUCAAGGAUCCCGCUGGAAUCUUUGAGCUAAUAGAGGUUGUGGGCAAUGGAACUUACGGGCAAGUAUAUAAGGGUCGCCAUGUAAAAACAUCACAGUUAGCUGCAAUAAAGAUCAUGAAUAUCAACGAAGACGAGGAAGAAGAAAUCAAACUUGAGAUCAACAUGCUGAAGAAGUACUCCUACCAUCGCAACAUUGCCACCUACUACGGCGCUUUCAUCAAAAAGUUGCCUUCCUCAACUGGGAAGCACGAUCAACUGUGGCUAGUCAUGGAAUUUUGCGGAAGUGGAUCUGUAACGGAUCUAGUGAAAAGCAGCAAAGCGUCUUCGAUCAAGGAAGACUGGAUAGCUUACAUUUGCCGUGAAAUUCUUCGGGGCCUGUAUCACUUACAUCAGAAUAAGGUAAUACAUCGAGACAUCAAGGGACAAAAUGUGCUGCUUACGGAUAGCGCUGAGGUGAAGCUUGUCGAUUUUGGAGUCUCCGCGCAGCUGGAUAAAACAGUUGGAAGAAGAAAUACUUUCAUAGGGACUCCAUACUGGAUGGCUCCUGAAGUAAUUGCAUGUGAUGAAAAUCCGGAGGCAACUUACGAUUCACGCUCGGACUUGUGGUCCUUAGGUAUAACUUCUCUUGAAAUGGCGGAAGGACAUCCACCCCUCUGUGACAUGCAUCCUAUGCGUGCCCUUUUUCUUAUCCCACGUAACCCUCCUCCUCGAUUAAAGCGGUCUAAAAAGUGGACAAAAAAGUUUGAGUCUUUUAUAGUGUGUAUUGGUGAAAUUGAAGGGGACAUAGUUGCGGCGGUCACAGAUUCAGAAGAUUUCUUGCCUCAAGAAUUGUGUUUAGAUGACACGGAAUAUGAAUACUCAGGCAGCGAUGAUGAUGAACCAAAUCACUCGAAGCCUAUGCUGUCUCAUCGUGACGACUCUGAAGCGGCGUCAAUGAUUCCGGUUGACAACACCUUGAGAAAAGGUUUCCAGCGUAUUCAAGAGGCCAGCAGAGGAGCGUUCGAGUAUGCUGGUGCACAACAGUUGAAGAGAAUAACAACAAAUCUUCCAGGACAUGAGAGGCCACCUACUGGUAGUCCUCACCAUCACGUCUUUAGAUAUGGGGCUGACGGUCGUAGUCGUGAAGAAGCUGUAAAAAUUCGUGCGCAAGCUGCUGUCAAUCGCCCUGUAGCGGGCAGCGACCGUCGCAGGGAAGCAGAAAGGCGUCAGCGACCUGCUAGCCAUCAUCAAGUCACUGCCCCUCAUCUCGCAGAUCUCGCUAAUUAUGACAGGCGCCGGCAAUCUGAACGGGAAGAUCGUAGGGAAAGGGAUAGAAGUGUCGCAAAUGAGCGUCUGAGUCAUAGAAGUGAUAUGCCCGUUGCACGUGUUGCAGCGAACAUCAUAGCUAGUCCACUACGGAAAUUGAGUGAACCUGUGCUUCAUCAACAGCAAUCCAGACCUGAAGCAAGAAACAGUGGUGGUGUGUCGCCCCCUCCUCCUGCACCGCCACCGCGUGAUGCAUCAAUAGCUAGCGUUAAUGAUGGAGAUAAUCAGUCUUCGAGUACUCCUCCAACUGAAUUUGGACUUGGUGAAAGUUCAUCUGAUAGUGAGGAAGACGUACACGAGCUCCACGCUUCUGUUCGCCGAUCAUCCGCAACAAAUCCUCUUUUGCCAACGGUUUCCUCCUCUCGCUGCAAUGCCCCACUGGCCUUGCCAGAUUUGCUCCCCAAACGUGACUCCAAUAAAUUUGAUGAGCAGCGUAUUUGUGACGCUCCCAUCGAUGAAUCGGAAAGAAUUGUGAAUGCUUGCACUAAUGGAUCGAAAGUUUCAUUGCACCAGCAGCCCCUUACAGCGAGAGAUAGGGAAAAGUCAUUUGUUGGAUUCUUUGGCACAGGAGCAGUACUAGGGGCUGGCACUGUAAAUCGUCCUGGCAGAGCGCAAGACGCCAGUCACGUACAGGUCAACGUCAAUCCUAGCUCCCAAAAUGGAGCGCAUUUGGAGUCUGAUGCGCCGGAAAUACGAAAGUACAAAAAGAAAUUUAGUGGCGAAAUUUUAUGUGCUGCAUUAUGGGGUGUAAAUCUCUUAAUAGGAACUGACAGUGGUCUUAUGUUGCUGGAUCGUAGUGGACAGGGCAAGGUGUACCAACUGAUAAAUCGACGUCGCUUUGAGCAAAUGACUGUUUUGGAGGGACAAAAUAUACUCAUCACAAUUUCUGGAAGGAAGCGCAGAAUAAGGGUCUAUUACCUGAGCUGGCUGAAACAAAAGAUCUUGAGAACAGAGGGCUCUGCUUCUGGAGUGCCGGCAGAGAAGCGUAAUGGAUGGGUGAACGUCGGCGACCUACAAGGCGCCAUCCAUUUCAAAAUUGUUCGCUAUGAACGUAUUAAAUUUUUAGUUGUUGGUUUGGAGAACAGUAUUGAAAUAUAUGCUUGGGCACCCAAGCCUUAUCACAAGUUCAUGAGUUUUAAGUCUUUCGGAUCAUUAUCUCAUUUGCCACUGAUUGUUGAUCUGACCGUGGAAGAUAAUGCUCGUCUUAAAGUGCUAUAUGGUUCACAUGAGGGAUUUCAUGCCAUUGACCUUGAUUCAGCAGCUAUAUACGAUAUCUACACUCCUCCUAAUCCACAACAGAAUAUGAUACCUCACUGUAUUGUUGUUCUUCCGAACAGCAAUGGUAUGCAGCUGCUGCUUUGCUACGACAAUGAAGGUGUUUAUGUGAAUACUUACGGUAAGAUGUCAAAAAAUGUCGUGUUGCAGUGGGGUGAGAUGCCCAGUAGUGUUGCCUACAUCUCGACUGGCCAAAUAAUGGGAUGGGGCAAUAAAGCAAUUGAGAUCCGCUCUGUUGAUACGGGUCACCUCGAUGGUGUUUUCAUGCAUAAAAAAGCGCAGAAGCUCAAGUUUUUGUGUGAGCGUAAUGACAAGGUGUUCUUCUCUUCAGCGAAGGGUGGCGGUUCUUGCCAAAUCUAUUUCAUGACCCUUAAUAAGCCGGGUCUCUCGAACUGGUAG
Molecule: messenger RNA, 3024 nt
Organism: Strongylus vulgaris
Lineage: Eukaryota; Metazoa; Nematoda; Chromadorea; Rhabditida; Strongylidae
Source: the annotation of a GenBank genome assembly